CAUGGCAACCGCUUUCCGCCCGCUGAUUGGAUGCGCGGGGCAAUAAUGGGCGUGGAUCCGACGACCUCCUCGCCUACGGAUUGGCUGCCAGUAUUCAAGAUGGCGGCAGAGGAGCUUCCCGCCUCAGCGGAAUAGCGGCGCACCAAGAUGGCUGGGAUCCGCCUUCGCCACCUGCAGCUAAGAUGGCGGCGUGCGAGAAGCGGCGGGCGGCGGCCACCCCGACCACGGCGGCGGGCAGCGGGCUGGGGGACGAGGAAGAGUUCCUGCUGCAAGCUGACGUCACCGCCAUGGUGCGGGAGGCGCUGCUGAAGGUGCUGGAGGCGCGGCCCGAGGAGCCCGUCUCCUUCUUGGCCGACUACUUCGAGCGGUUGGUGCUGGGCAGCUCCGGCGCAGCGGGCGAGGCGGCCGCAGAGCUCUCGGGGCCGAUGCAGCGCCUGUCCCGGGCGCUGUGGUACGUGCGGCUGGCUCACCACUCCCACAGGACGGCGUUCAACAACAACAUCAGCACGGCCUAUGAGGUGCUGGGCGCCGGCGGCCGGCGGCGGAGGCUGGGCGUGGAUGGGCGGCUGUACAGCGAGCUGCUGCGGCGCAUCUGUCAGCACGGGGACGCGCCCCAGGAGGUGGCUGCUGCGCUGCUGCGUCGAGUGCAGUGCCGGGACCACGAGGCCGUGCCCUUCGACAUCUUCCGUUACGGCGUGCUCACCUGCUUUGUGCUGCUGGAGUUUGUGAGCAAGGCGCAGAUGCUGUAUGAUGUCCUGGAUAGCGGUGCGGGUGUGGCGGACAAGAGCGUCUGCCAGGCUGUCCUGUGCACGCUGGAGGAGGCGCUGGGAGCCAGCGGGCUCUCCGUGCCCGUCCGCUAUCUGGAGGCAGGCUCCAGGCUGGGGCCAGACUGCUUGGCCUUGGCCAUGGACCGGGCACUGCAAGAGAGGAAACUCAGCACCACUAUGAGCAGAGAGGAGUUCCUGAAGAAAGCCUCGGCCUUAUUCGUUGCAAAAGUGAAACCCGUUGAGUAACAUCCUGGUGGGAACAACAUUCGCUGGAUUCCCUAAGUGUUUCACACAGCACUUUGUGUUGAGGAGAGGGCUCUACUCCCUGAAACUGGCUGGGCAGCGAGGCUCGGGUGAGCAACUCAGGCACUGCGUGGUGAGCCCUGAGUAUGCUUGAUGAGAGACUGCUGAUUUCCAUGCUCCAUUUCUUGCUCUGAGCACUACUAGUGCCCACUCACCUCUAGUGCUUGAUGUUCCCAUGUCCUGGUGUGCCUCUCCUGAAUGUAGCUCCUCUGUUUCCAGCUGACAACAGUAAGCCUUUGUUAGGCAUUAAGUGGGAAUUGUAAACUGUAGGGCAGUUUUAGUAAUUAAAAACAACCCAGAGUCAACUGACUAUGGGUCUGGAUCUCCAGCUAUCCCAUGGUGCCGUUCUAGCCCUGACAAUGUUGUGUUUGUGCAGCUUCAGUGGGGAGCUUUGUCUCUACUUUUGAGUUGGUUUCAUCCCUACCUGUGAAGUAGGGGAUGAUGCUUAUCUACCUUGCAGCCUACCUAGCAUGAGGACUCACAGGUAAACAUUGGGUUGAUAGGAAGUUUGAGAUAAAGCAUUACUUGUUAGGCAAAAUGUUUUCAAUGCCCAGCAGAUAAGUGGCUGGCUGAGAGGAGCUGCUUGCUGGUGCCAUGCUGUAAAGCUGUCAGCAAGCAGCUGCUCUUGCCCUUUCCUUGUUCUGUGUUUACCAAACCGCCUCCAGCUCUGUAAUCCAGAUGCUGGAGAUGAAGGCUCAUACUCGAACAGUGAUUUUUCCCAAGCAAAACUGUGGAGCGCUGCUGAUGUGGGACUUUGAAUGCCAGAAGACGACAAAAACAAACUUCUUUCCUUUAGGGGCCACUUUGCUUCGGAGGUGUGGUGAGCAGUAUGAGUAUUUAUUUGAACUUACUUAUUUUAAUUAUGCUGUGCGAUAAUCGAUUUACUGUAAAGCAUUAAAGCUUUUUCUUAUUUUUA
Messenger RNA from Numida meleagris (helmeted guineafowl), 1986 nucleotides. It is a transcript of the gene TPGS1, whose product is annotated as tubulin polyglutamylase complex subunit 1. The transcript has 2 exons. NCBI's taxonomy places the organism in Eukaryota, Metazoa, Chordata, Aves, Galliformes, Numididae. The coding region runs from base 183 to 1013 and encodes 276 amino acids. Gene Ontology annotation, molecular function: microtubule binding. Gene Ontology annotation, biological process: protein polyglutamylation. The record is from RefSeq and is a predicted model, not a curated record.